Molecule: messenger RNA, 1160 nt
Organism: Pseudoliparis swirei
Lineage: Eukaryota; Metazoa; Chordata; Actinopteri; Perciformes; Liparidae
Product: high choriolytic enzyme 1-like
Exons: 1
Coding region: 284-1081 (265 amino acids)
Biological process (GO): proteolysis
Molecular function (GO): zinc ion binding; metalloendopeptidase activity
Source: RefSeq, a predicted model, not a curated record
GUCAAAAACAAGAUGUCUCGUUAAACAAGACCCACCCAGUAACCCCUCUGUGUUCAUCCAUCUUAUCUCCAGAGAUGACAGACCAUGUUUGAACAGUAGGUGUUUCUGUGGAGUCCUCCCUGGAGAGGUUUAUUUAGGCUGAGCAGUCUGGACCCCUACCCAUAAUCCUCCUGCAGACACACCUGUAUAGGAGCGUAUAAAGAGCCUGGAAAGAACUGAGUCAAACAUCAAGCUUCAAGGAGUCUCUCCACACCAGCUCCACAGCACCAGACUCACCCUGAAGAUGACUCCCUCUGCCAGCCUGCUGCUGCUGCUCCUGCUCGGCCUCUCUCAGGCCUCCCCUCUCGAGGAAGAAGGGAGCGAAGCAGAGCCCCAAAUGGAGGAAGAUGACAGCGUCGACAUCGGCACCAGGAUUCUGACAUCCAACAGGGCCUCUAAUGAGAUGCUGUUGGAAGGAGACCUGUUAGCUCCCAAGACCAGAAACGCCAUGAAGUGCUGGUCAGAGCAGUGCCUGUGGAAGAAAGGCUCCAACGGCCUGGUCACGAUUCCCUUCACCAUCAGCAAUCAGUUCCCCAGGGGGGAGAAGCAGAAGAUUGACAACGCCAUGAAGUCCUUCUCCCAAAGCACCUGCAUCCGCUUUGUCCCCCGUCAGAACCAGAACGACUACAUCAGCAUCGAGAACAAAGGCGGAUGCUACUCAGCUCUCGGCAGAACGGGAGGAAGGCAGGAGCUCUCUCUCAGCAGGCAGGGCUGCCUCUACCACGGCAUCAUCCAGCACGAGAUCAUCCACGCUCUGGCCUUCCACCACGAGCAGACCAGGAGCGACCGCGACUCCUACGUCCGGAUCAACUGGGACAACAUCGACCGAAAGAUGGCCUACAACUUCGACAAGCGGGACACCAACAACCAGAACACUCCCUACGACUACACCUCCAUCAUGCACUAUGGAAGAACAGCCUUCUCCAUCAAGCGAGGGCGGGACUCCAUCACUCCCAUCCCCAACGCCAACGCCCAGAUUGGCCAGAGGCAGGGCAUGUCCAGCUGGGACAUCAAGAGGAUCAACAUGCUUUAUAAGUGCUAACAACAAAGCUUCCAAUCCCUUCUGAUCCAAAGUUAUCAUUCAGCAAAACAAUAGAAAUGUGUUUUAGUUACAUCUGUAC